AUGGAGAACGGAACGUCGGGCGAUCCGAUAUUAUCGAAUCGAAUCGAUGCGAUUGUGGCCACCGAAAAGCACAUUGACGACAUGAUGAAGUAGGGCAAAAAUUAGAAUUAUUCUCAUUUUUUCAAAAAAUGAAAUUUUUCAGGUGCGCCCGUGAAAUUAUCAACGAUUUGCACAAAGAGAAGCAAAUUAGCAAAGUGAGCAGACUAGCAUUCUUUUUUUCGAAAAAUCACAAAUUUUUUGUAAAUCUCAGAACUUUCAGAACAAAAUGGACGAGAACGCAAACACGUUCAAACGGCUCAUAACGACUGUGGAGAACGAGCUCGGCGCCCAAAUGCAAUACUUGUCGCACGUUUGCGUCGGCUCCUCCCAUCAAGGUCUCAUUUUUCGACAAUUGGCGGUUACGGUCGACGUCUGCGCAAAAAGGAACAAUAUAACAUUGUAUUUUUUCCAGGCUCGACGUUCGGAACGCUGCAGAGUUCGCUGCUGGCCCAAUCCGGGUGCUCGUCGCUGUUUUCAGACCUUUCCAACAUCAUCUCCGGCAUGAAUCCGGCGCCGAUCGCGUCCGAAUCCGGGCCGGAGUCCGUGGAAAUGGCCGAAGAGUCGCCGGCUGCGGAAGAGCCGACGACGGCCUCGACGCCUUCGGAAAACGGAACGGACGCGCAGAAGACACCUGAAGAAACGGAACGGAUGGACGAGUGA
Caenorhabditis sp. 36 PRJEB53466 is the source of this 699-nucleotide messenger RNA. The record is from the annotation of a GenBank genome assembly. Lineage: Eukaryota; Metazoa; Nematoda; Chromadorea; Rhabditida; Rhabditidae.